GUUGAGAACGCCUGCAUGACUUAGUGGUUUUUUUAUAUCCCAAGAUAAGUCGGACUCCAUAAUAGAAAUGUGUUAAAUAGGCCCCUCCCCUCUCCAACUUACGAGAUUCAAGUUUUGUGCUGGUUUCACUCAACUCUCAUCAACCCUCUCAAGAUACCUACUUCCUUUGAUAACUUCAAACCAGAAACACCCCCAUUCAAAGCACACCCCAUUCAUCCGGCGCCCCGCCAACAACAACAACAACAACAACAACAACAACAACAACAACAACAACAACAACAAUGACAAGACAUAUAUCACGCCUCAAAGCCAACCUUGAAAAAAAGAGCGACCGCCCAUCCCAUCCCGGACCCAGUCACCCAGACCAUUCAGAAGCACGCCACUCACUACCUACUCACUACCCACACCCAAAUCCCUCUACUGAAAACCGAGCCCGGCAUCGACUAUCGAGUCCAGUCCGAGAGCCAGCCAGUCAGCCCUUGCCCGUCAUGGCCACCACCCCAAACUUCGACCACUACCCACUCUCCGCCUCUCACUUACUCAACACCGCUUACUCCUCGCUUCCAGUCCAAGAACAGCGCAGCAAAGCCGCCAGCGUAGGCGACGAAAUCAACGGUUUCUUUCUGGCGAUUUUGGAGGAGGCGAAGAAUGCUACCUCUACCUGGGAAACCAAGAUCAACGCGAUGGACGCGAUGAGGGAGAUGAUGAAGAGUGUUUUGUUGGCGGAUAACGUGAUUGGACAAGAAAUCAGAAAGUCGAACUAUUGUGUGAGUAAAAAAAGGAGUGAUGGGUGCACGUGGGAUGCAAAGUUGGAUGCGGUGUUGGAUUGUUGGACGGAUGAGGAUGAGAACAAGUACUUUGCGGAGGAAGAGAGGAAUGGCGGGGUUAUGACGGGGAGGUUUAGGGAGUUGAACGGGUUGGCGAAGAGGGCUAAGGUUUUUAAGAGGAUGAAGGAUAUUUUGAUGUGUGUGGAUAGGGAUGUUUAUGUUGAUUUUUGAGUUUUGGGGAGGGGGAUGGAUGGAUGGGGAUGAUGAGGACGAGGACGAAUAAUAAGCUAAGACGAAGAGGAGGACGGAUGGAAAGAAGAACGAGGAGUGGAAAUGGGCUGGACGAGGUCGUGAUGAGGAGCGGGACCUUGGACG
This is a messenger RNA of Neurospora tetraspora, 1142 nucleotides long. RefSeq lists its product as uncharacterized. Bases 282 to 998 code for a protein of 238 amino acids. NCBI's taxonomy places the organism in Eukaryota, Fungi, Ascomycota, Sordariomycetes, Sordariales, Sordariaceae. The record is from RefSeq and is a predicted model, not a curated record. The transcript has a single exon.